AGAGCAAAACAAAUUACAAAAUAGAAUCACAAUAAUGUCUUCCAAGCGUCGACUAAUGAGAUAUUUUAUAAGAAAACAAAAACAAUAAUUAUCGAACAACGGCGACACCUUUAGAGACAAGACGACCAUCGUUGAAAGCUUCUCAGAUUUUCUCCUUAUCCCCAAAAAUUCAAGCUUUUUCUCUUUUGGAAAAAUUCUGAGCAAAAAUGCGGCGUAAUUGCUGCCAUGUUUCGUUUGCUUCAACUCUCAAGAUCCUCAAUUGUGUUCAAGCUUUCAUCGGUGUUUCCAUCAUUAUCUACUCCAUUUGGAUGCUCCAUGAAUACAACCGUCACCUUCCCGUCGACCCACCUCCGGCAGCUUCAUCAAGCUCCGGAACCGAGAUCGCUACUAGUAUAUCUGAGCCCUUGAAGAAUCCUAUUGAGUUCAUGGCGAGUAUCGUUCUCGGGUCUAAUGGUGGUGAUCAUGGGUUUAAUCUACGCUCGUUGGAUCUUCCUGCUCCAUGGUUCAUCUACUCUUUCAUGGCGGUUGGUAUAUUGGUCUGCAUUGUUACCUUCAUUGGUUUCAUAGCAGCUGAAGCAAUCAAUGGCUGUUGCUUGUGUUUUUACUCUAUCCUCAAAACUCUGCUCAUUCUACUCGAAGCUGCACUUGUUGCAUACAUUGCUAUUGACCGUCACUGGGAAAAGGAUCUUCCGUAUGAUCCAACUGGAGAACUCAGUAGUCUUAGGGCCUUCAUUGAAGAAAACAUCGAUAUAUGCAAAUGGGUCGGGAUUGCUGUGGUAGCCAUCCAGCUACUGUCGUUGCUACUAGCCAUGGUUCUCAGAGCUAUGGUUUCAACCCCAAAACCCGAACUUGACGAAGAGGAAGAUUAUGAGAACCCGAGGAGUAGAACUUGGGACCCACUUCUUGGUUCGCAAGGAAACCAAGCGCCUGCUGGGUCAAGCAAAAUUGAAAACUGGAGCUCCCGAAUCAGAGAAAGGUAUGGUUUGAACCAGAGUCCACCGGUGAACCCGAAAGGUUGAUGAAGCCAAAUUAACAUGUUUCUAAAACUGCAUGUGUCAAUAUGGUCUCUCUCUGAAGCUCUCUUUCUCUAUGUUUGCUCUUUGCAACUUCUCGAGUGUGCAUAACAUUAAACAUUUACUCAAAACGGUGCCGUGUUAUGUUUACACAUAAGCAUCUUCGUUUGUGUGUUUGCUUGUAUAAACAAUCCUGUGAACAGUUUGAAAUUAGCAUUUCCACUAGAAAGUUUCGAUUCAA
This is a messenger RNA of Arabidopsis lyrata subsp. lyrata, 1254 nucleotides long. Its product is annotated as tetraspanin-18. The coding region runs from base 207 to 1019 and encodes 270 amino acids. The record is from RefSeq and is a predicted model, not a curated record. The transcript is spliced from 6 exons. Gene Ontology annotation, cellular component: membrane. Lineage: Eukaryota; Viridiplantae; Streptophyta; Magnoliopsida; Brassicales; Brassicaceae.